Messenger RNA from Phaeodactylum tricornutum CCAP 1055/1, 3062 nucleotides. RefSeq lists its product with no specific name. Lineage: Eukaryota; Bacillariophyta; Bacillariophyceae; Surirellales; Neidiaceae. The record is from RefSeq and is a predicted model, not a curated record. The transcript has a single exon. Bases 1559 to 2989 code for a protein of 476 amino acids.
ACGGCUUGCGGCAAGCCCAUAUUACGUAGAGAGAAAAAGCGCAAACGUGAAUUGUUGGCCAAUCUUGAUACCAAGCUUUGCGUGGCGUGUUCCGUCGCCCAGCAACGUGUCAUAUGGAAUUGCACUGGCCCUUGGUUCCGUCCGAAGGCGUCUCCCAGUGACUGCAGAAAAGUGUCUUCUUCCGAACACCCAACGUGCACAAGUUCAACGUGAUCAAUGUUUGCUAAACACAUCCCCAAGCCGCGACAGUGUGCCACACUCAACGUGAGGUAUGCCAGACGAACAUGACGAAACGCGUUCCGACGAAAACAACGUUGUAGCGAAGUUACCGAUGCCAGAAGAGGAGCAGGAGCGGGGUCUGGUUGUUCGUACGAAAUUGCAAUGCCAGAAAAUCCGUGAAAGGAAAGAUGGAGUAUAUCAUCUAGCGCGUCAGCUGCAAAUUGCAAGGGUCCUCGUGUGUAGAUGACCGCCGCCGCGUCGGACGAGGUUUGUGCGUGCGGUUUUGUGGUUGCAGUAGUAGUAGUUGAUGUUGUUGUUGAAACUGCAAUUGGUAGUGGUGGUAACGAUGCAGAAAGCCCCUCAAUUGCAUAAGUUCUCUGAUUCUGCUCCGGUGGUAGUUCCGAAACGACCCGGACACGAUCGUAUCUGGAAGAUACCACGAAAGAUUCUGGCCUCACCCACACGAUUCCGUUUCGAUUUAGAAAUUCUCGGAACGUUUUCCAUUCCAAUCCCUGAAGAGCCAAACGCUCCAGACCUUCCAGCAACGUUACUUCGGUCGGAACGUCGAGUUCGUCAGGUUCCAAUCGAGCGCGCAAAAAGCCAAUCCGUGACGUGGCGGUAUGCGGUAUCACCAUUUUGGAUUGCCCAAUUGAGCUGUUUGUCACCGGCAGGAAAGACCUUCAGAGCUCGGCAAGUAGCUGUAAGUAACUUUUGAUGCCCUCUUCUGUUUUGCGAGUGACUAAUGUCAGGCUGCUCGCCCGUCGUGGGGACGACUUGACAAGGAGGCAGUCUUCCGCCAAGUUCGCGACGAGGACAGUCAACCGUCACGGUGCCAGAAUGUUACCACUCACGGACUAGUACAUAUAGAAUGUCGGAAAGUCAGGGCGAAACGUUCUGUGCCGUAUAGCAUUUUACAUUUCGUACAUUUUUUCUGCAACGUCUGUGAUAAGCGAAUCCCGACGUUUGGUCAUGAUUUUCUUACGUAUCAAAAGUACAUAUGGUAGGAGAGACGUGACGGUCACGUUUUUUACAACACAAGUUUACAAGAGUUGGCAGUACCGUUUUUGGCAUCAGGAAAUAAAUACCUUGAAUGUCGUAAUCUAAGAAAUUAAGGCUUGUAAACUACUUGUCGGUGAAUCAACGGCCGUAAGCAAAACACAAAAAAUGAACGAAUGGAAACGGCUUCAACUUUCCAAAACGUUCCGAGGUUCAGCAUGACGAAUUCCUUUGGCUUCUCGAUGUACCGCAACUUACAUCAAUCAUCCCAACUGAAAAAGUGCUGCUGCAUUUCGCACUCACAGUCAGUUCGGCUGACCGCUAAUUGCACUCUUCAUUCACGAUGAGCAAGAAUGAUGAUUCACAGUCAGAAUACGAACAAAGGAAAGAGUCUGAUCCUCUGUUGACGAGAAGCGACGCCGACGAUAGUACCCCACCCGAUGAGCUACACUCUGGAUUUCUCGCCACUUUCGCCGACGCCGUGACGGGCGGAAUGGAAGUAAUCGUAGAAGGUGUACAGAGCGGUACAGAUACUAUCGUCGAAGGUGCGCACGAUAUCGGGGAACGUGUACAAGAGACCACGUCCGAGUUUCAAGAAGCUGUUGUGGAGCAGUACAAUGAAGUUAAGGAAACUUUUUUGGAUGAACUACACGAAGCCGACGAUGGCGACAUGUACUUUCUAGACAUGGCGCUAACACGAAAUCUUUCUAUUUUGCCCAGCGAGUUGAGAGAAAAGGCCCAGCAAUUGGCCGGUCCGACUACAAAGAUCGAACUCGAUCUGGAGACGCUUACGUUAGUUGAAAAGGCAAUUGACCCCUUAAAGCCUCCUUUGAGUGCAUACGCUGGUUUAGCCUUGGCUGUUAUUUCGCUUUCCUCUAUCGGCCCGCUCCUUGCGCUGCAAAGUGAUGUAUCGGGUACGCUUAAAAUUUUCUGGCGCAUGUGCGGAACUGCGCUGGUACUGCUACCUCUCGCCAUUUUGGAAUUACGUACUAGUGGUUUCCCCCGACUAACGCAACCUCAAUGGUGCACCUUUCUUGUUGCAACCGCGUGCUAUGUCACUAUGGGCGUUGGCUUUGCGUUGGCUCUUUCCUAUACGUCUGUGGGCAAUGCGGUUAUACUAGCGAAUUCCCAGGCACUCAUGCUGCUUAUGGGAAACUUGUGUGUGGGUGCGCCCGUAUCAUAUUUGGAGGGGGUUGGGGCACUGGUGGCCUUUACUGGCGCCGUGCUCUGUUCCAAGGAUUCUUCUGAAGACGGAUCGGUUGCUGCUGCUCCCGGAAAUACUUUCUUUGGGGAUUUUCUGGCUCUAUUAUCCGGAAUGGGCGGCGUGGGCUACCUGGUAUUCGCAAAAACUAGUCGAUCCAAUAUGAGUUUAUUCUUGUUUACAUUUUUGACAAUGUCGAUCGGCUGCCUUAUGAUAAUUCCAUUUCAAAUCAUUGUACUUCGGGAAAAGGUGACACUGGGGAUGAAUCCCAGAACUGGCCUCCUCGGUUUUUUAAACUGGACCCCCGAUCGAUUGCAGUUGGAGAUUAUCAUGGUCUUGGUCUGUAAUGUCUGUGGUACAAUGGGAUACGUUCGAGCUAUGCAGUUUUUCGACAGUCUCGUGAUAUCAGUGGCCGGCUUGAUGGAACCGGUCGUGGCCGAAUUCAUGGCGUUUUUCCUGAACGUCGGUAUAUUACCAGGUUCGCAAGGUUGGCUCGGCAACUUCCUUGUUGCUGUGGGGACACUAGCCGUUGUAUUCCCGACAGACAAGAAAGGGGGGCCGACUGGUCAUUAACGCUCACAUUUGGGCAACAUUGAAUGGGGAAAAACUACCUCUGGAAAUCUAGAAAAGUAGUCAAACCGUUUGG